AGGCUUGGAUUUGAGAAACCCACACUCAAUUCCCUCCUCUGCCUGGGUUCAAGUCCCUUCUCAGACUUCCUGUGUGACCUUGGGAAGCCUUUCUCUGCCUCAGUUCCCCAUCUGUACAAUGAAGAUAACAACACUUCCCAGCCUCACAGGGGCUUUGGGGAGGAAAAUACAUGGAAGACUGAAGUGCUCAGACGCUACAGCAAUGGAUGCCAUUUAAGUACUUUAGGUUACUACAGGCUGUAGCAUUAGCCCUUGGAACUUGUGGGCUUUUUGUUUUGUCUGCCGUAGACAACCCGUCAUAAUUUAGACAAGAUUGUCAUUUAUGGUAUGUAUACCUGGUAAGGUGUCAUCAUGCUUUUUGCAUUGUCAUAGCUAUAUUGAUCCCAGGAUAUGAGAGAGACAAAGAGGGGGAGGUAAUAUCUUUUAUUGCACCACUUUCUAUUGGUGAAAGAGACAAGCUUUCAAGCAAUGUGGAGCUCUUCUCUGUGUAACUCAAAAGUGUCUCUCUAUCACCACCAGAAGCUGGUGCAAUAAAAAAAUAUUAGCUCAUACCUACCUUGUCUUAGUGGUGCUUUCACAUGUGUUAGCUCCAUAGUUGUAAAUUCUAGUGUGGACAAUACAUAAAUAUUUGUGGCAUUGUGACUAAAAAUUCAAGGGUGUGUGUCCCUGGAUGGCUACAUUUCAGAUGUCAAGUGGAGUGUAUUUGUGGAGAGGAGCCACACCAAGUGGGAGUGACCCAGCCAGAAUUCCUCUAGACAACACUCUUUUUUCAUAGGGGUGCAGUCUAUACAUUUUCCUUCCUCUCACUCUCAUCCUGAUGCAGGUUUGCUGGCCAGUAUGGAUGGAGAUGGGGCCAUGGGCCUGCUCUCACCUCAGCUGCAAGGGAGUGCAGGCAUGCACAUUGUGACUUCACCAUUCCCUUCCCCCAGCCACAAUCUGGCCUUAAAUAUUUUGCAGACCCAAGCAACCACCUGAUCUGCCUGCAUGGCUUAAUUGUCUUGGUUACUAUGGUUAGCCAUUCAGAAUUAGUGCAUUUUUCUCUUUUUCUUGAGAGUGAAUAGGAAUGCAUUUGAAUUUCAAUGCUACACAGAUGUGGGGAGGGAGCAUGUAAAGGUCAGAGGAGCUGAGGAAUGAGAGUGAGCUGUAAGGUCUGGACUUUACUCUCUCAUGUAAUCUGUAACCAGACAAACUUCACCCAAAACCCAGUCGAAUGCAAAACAAAAAAGACACCACAUUGAACCAAAAAGGGCACACAUCCAGAAGAGUACCCUUUGCUGUGACUUUGGAUAAAUGAAAGCAUGGUCCAGAGGGUGGCAAUCAUUGGAGCUGGGUCCAGUGGACUGGCCUCCAUCAAGUGCUGUCUGGAUGAGGGGCUGGAGCCCACCUGCUUUGAGCAAAGUCAUGACAUCGGGGGCCUCUGGAGGUUCACAGAAGCGGGGAGGAUCUGUGUCUACAGAUCGGUGAUAACCAACACCUCCAAGGAGAUGAUGUGUUUCAGCGACUUCCCCUUCCCAGAGGAUUUCCCCAACUACAUGAACCACUCCAGGCUCCUGGAGUAUUUCAGAAUGUACGCCAAGCACUUCGGCCUUCUCAGAUACAUACGCUUCAAGACCACAGUUCAAAGUAUAAGGAAACGCCCAGAUUUCUCCACCACUGGCCAGUGGGAUGUUGUCACUGAGACUGAUGGGACGGUUGAGUCGGCCGUUUUUGACGCUGUUAUGGUUUGCAGUGGCCAUUAUGCAGAGCCCCAUUUACCACUGGAUUCUUUCCCUGGUAUAGAAAAUCACUUUAGAGGCCAGUACCUCCACAGCUGGGAAUACAAAGACUCUGCCAGUUUCCAAGGGAAGAGAGUCCUUGUGCUCGGUGUUGGGAAUUCUGGAGGAGAUAUCGCCGUGGAGAUCAGUCGGGUGGCUGCUCAGGUGUUUCUCAGCACCAGAAGUGGCACGUGGGUGAUUAGUCGUAUUUCAGACCAUGGCUUCCCUGUUGACAUGAUGCUCACCACUCGCUUUCACAACUGUCUCGAAAACUUCCUCCCAUCAGCCCUCAUGAGAUGGCUAAGGCUGAAGAAGUUCAAUACAUGGUUUGACCAUGCAAAUUAUGGCUUGAUUCCUCAGAAAAGUCCAAACCUAAGCUUAACUGUGAAUGAUGAGCUGCCAAGCUGCAUCCUCUGCGGUACAGUUGUGGUAAAACCAAACGUGGAGGAGUUUAUGGAAAGCUCAGCUGUCUUUGAAGAUGGGACCGUAGAGGAGAACAUCGACAUGGUGGUCUUUGCUACUGGAUACACUUACUCUUUUCCCUUCCUUGAAGAGUCUGUUCGCAACAACUGCAGAAGCAAGUACGCCCUUUACAAAUACAUCUUCCCACCCCCUCUGGAGAAGCCGACGCUGGCUGUCCUAGGCCUUAUAGAGCUAACAGGCUCCAUCAUGACAGGAACAGAACUCCAGGCUCGUUGGGCCACAAGGGUCUUUAAAGGGUUGAAUCAGCUCCCUCCUGCCAGCAGGAUGAUGGCUGAAGUUGCCAAGAAGCAGCAGCAUCUAAUUAAACAGGGUUUUUCCAACAAGGAGAGCAAAAUCAAGACGAGUUACAUUGGCUACAUGGAUGAAAUUGCAUCAUGUGUUGGUGUAAAACCCAACGUGCUGCUGCUCUUCCUGAAGGAUCCCAAGCUGGCCCUGGAAGUUUUCUUUGGCCCAUGCACUCCUUGCCAGUAUCGCCUGGCUGGACCAGGAAAAUGGGUAGGAGCCAGGAACACCAUCUUGACCCAGUGGCACAGGGCUGUGAAGCCCCUGAGAACUCGAGUCAUCAAUGAUUCUUCCAAUCACUCUUUGGUUUUCCAGUGGCUUACAAUUCUUGGCCUUCCUGCACUCCUUUGUGCUGGUUUACUUAUUUGUAAAUAUUCCCCUCAGCUGUGGUUCCCCAGGGUAAGAUUAGGUGUUUUUUCCAUAUGUAAAAUGGGCUUUAUGAAAGGAGGGCUCUGAGUAGCUGGUGAAGGUUCUAAGCUGGAACCAUUCAUCAGUUCCAAAAAAAUUCAGACUCUUCCAGCCCAGCUCAUCCCAAUCAGAUUGACACCAGAAACCACCCCUGGCCUAGGCACUUUGCGAAUACACACACUUGCUCUCCAGCUAAUAUGAAGUUGGCCCUGAGGUAAACCGCUGGAUGAGGAAGCCCGGACAAUGCAGAGCCAGAGAGAGCAACAGAGACUAUAGGGAUUGCCAACUCAAUCAAUGCCUCAGAUUAUUACAGUUGAGAUGUCAGAUGUUUCAUUUGUCUUUCACCAUUGACCCUGCUUGUGUACUGAUUACAUAUUGUUUGUCUUGGAUUAUGAAAGUAGACUAGUCACCUUCUCUUUUGUACAGAGAGAAGUUGUAUAGAUAAGUUUCUAAUCACUUUCAUUUUCUGAUUCUUUCCCAUUGUGUGCUUUCUACCAGGUGUAGUGCUUACCUUAGCCGAUGAGCCACACUCCCUGGUGCCCUGCACCUUAUGUAGUUAUUUCCAACAAAUAAUUAUCUUGUUUCAUACCCCACUCAACGUUAACCUGGGUUUGAUUUACCGCAAAGGCAAUGGAGCCUUUUGAAUUGGUUUUGUACUGGACAUGGAAUUUGUGCUACAGCAGAAUUUCGGUGGCAUUUAUAUACAGUCCAUUAUGUCAGUAUGGGCAGCCAUAAACCAUGAUACAUAUUGUUGAGGACUGCCAGAUGACUCAACUUCCUGGAGGUCUUCAAGCCUUGAACAUCAUUGUUAAGAACACUGUGACUUGGCUUGAUCAAAUUGCAUACACAAAAUAAAUAAAUACAAUAAAUGUCCAACAAUACAAACAGGAUGCAAAUCUUUAGCAUUCUGAUUAUAGUAGCAUUUUACAGUUAUUUGGACAGAGGCAGGACUAAGAAUUAUCUAGACCAUCCCUGACAGGUGUUUGCCUAACCUGUUCUUAAAAACCUCCUGUGGUGGAAAUUCCAUCAUCUCCUUCGGUAAUUUAUUUCAGUGCUUAACCAUCCUGACAAUUAAGAAGUUUUCCUAAUGUCCAACCUAAAUCUUCCUUGCUGCAUUUUAAGCCUAUUACUUCUUGUCCUGACUUCAGUGGUUAAGGAAAACAAUUUAUCACCCCCUCUUUAUCACAACCUUGUACAUACUUGAAGACUAAUAUGUCCCUCCUCAGUUUUCUCGUCUCCAGACUAAACAAGCCCAUUUAUUUCAAUCUUUCCUCAUAGGUCAUGUUUCCUAGACCUUUAAUGAUUUUUGUUCCUCUCCUCUGGACAGUCUCUAGUUUGCCCAUGUAGUGAUUCUAUGGCUGUCCCUCCUCAUCAGGCUCAGAGGGAGGCUACUCUGUCUCACUAUGUCAGUAAGGGUGUCAAUUAGCAGGCUAGGGCUCUGUAUUUCAGGACAGGCAAAGCAACAAGCAGUCUUUAGCCCAAGGCCUCCUGGCUUGGGCAGACAGCAACUGACAAUCUAAGAACUCUGAUCCUUUAGCUACAAUCUUCACGCUGGAGCAGGCAGCAAACACUGUCUGGGGCUCUGGGUGGGCAGAGCAAUAGGCAGUCUUUAGCCUAUGUGAGUAGGCCUGCUGACCUCAGGUGACUAAGCCACCGCCCCCCCAGGGGAUCUGGGCCCAACACAUUCCACUAGGUCCCAGCCCAGGCCUCUAACAGUGGUGGGUGGUCUCACCACUACGUCAGCAAAGCAGUUACUGAAAAACAUUGACUCAUUUUCUGGCCACACAACCGGAUUAAUGUCUGGCUUCCCUGGGCUACUUCCUACCCCUGCCUAUAGGGCUCCGUUGCUCAUGGAUCCUCAAUUUUCUUGGGUUAAUCAUCUGACAGCAGUCUCGGCAGCUCCCUUCCUUCGGGGUUCUCCGGGGCAGAGACUGGCACAGCUCAGUCCUUGGUCCAGGAGCUGGCCACAAGGCAGAGACAUCUGACUCCUUCCCUGGCUCUGGCCCAACUGAACUAGAGACCCUACCUCUUAUACUUCCCGUCCUUUCCUCUGCUUUUGGCACAGAGGCGAGACUUGUCUAACUCUGCCCAAUAGGGGGCAGAGAGUGGUUCCUCUCCAUCAGCCUCAGAAGGAGGGCACUCUGCUUCACUACAAUCCACAUUUCCUGAAAUGUGGUGCCCAGAACAGGACACAAUACAAUAGUUGAGGCCUUAUCUGUGCUGAGUAGAGUGGAAAAAUUUCUUCUCAUGUCUUGCUUAUAACACUGCUGCUAAUACAGCCCAGAAUGUUUGCUUUUUUUGUAACAGUGUACAUUGUUGCCUCAUGUUUAGUUUGUGAUCCACUAUAACUGCCAGACCCUUUUCUGCAGUACUCCUUUCUAGGCAGACAUUUCCUAUUGUGUAUUUGUGCAAAUGAUUUUUCCUUUCAAGUGGAAUACUUUGCAUUUGUCCUUUCUGAAUUUCAUCCUAUUUAAUUCAGACCACUUUGUCAGAAUCAUUUCAAAUUCUAAUUCUUUCCUCCAAAGUACUUGCAACCCCACCCCCCACACCAGUUUGGCAUUGUCCACAAACUUUAUCAGUGUACUCUCUGUGCCAUUAUCUAAAUCAUUUAUAAACAUAUUGACUAGAACCAGACCCAGGACAGAAAUCAGCAGGAUCCAACACAAUAUGCCCUUCCAGCUCAAUUGUGAACCCUUGAUAACUACUCUGAGUACAGUUUUCUGGCCAGUUCUGUACCAACCUUAUAGUAGAUUUGUCUAGGUUAUAUUUCUCUAGUUUGCUUAGGAGAAGGUCAUGGGAGACAGUAUCAAAAGCUUUCUAGAAGUCAAGAUAUGAUAUCUACUGCUUCCCUCCAUCCACAAGGCUUGUUACCUUGUCGAAGAAGGAUAUUAGGUCAGUUUGACAUGAUCUGUUCUUAACAAAUCCAUGUUAACUGUUAUUUACCUUAUUUUCUUCUAGGUGCUUACAAACUGAUUGUUUAUUUGCUUCAUUAUUACUGUGGAUAAGAAGUUAAGUUGACUGAUCUAUAAUUCCCUGGGUUAUCCUUAUUCCCCAUUUUAUACAUUAGGAGAUGGGAUUGGUUCCCAGGAGCUUGUGGGAAGAGAUUGGUGGACCAUUAACCAAUUACUGUUGUUACUGGGCGUGGCUGUGUAUUUUCAUUGCAGUCACCUGAUGUUAGCAAAACAUAACAUAAGCUAACUCCAGGCCUGCCCUCUCCCUCAGGUUUGGUGACUGCUUUGUGGUGUGGCAAGUCUGAAGGGCG
Messenger RNA from Gopherus flavomarginatus (Mexican gopher tortoise), 6189 nucleotides. Its product is annotated as dimethylaniline monooxygenase [N-oxide-forming] 4-like. Lineage: Eukaryota; Metazoa; Chordata; Testudines; Testudinidae. The transcript is spliced from 10 exons. Gene Ontology annotation, molecular function: flavin adenine dinucleotide binding; NADP binding; N,N-dimethylaniline monooxygenase activity. Bases 1299 to 2975 code for a protein of 558 amino acids. The record is from RefSeq and is a predicted model, not a curated record.